GGAAGCGGGAUUUAAACGAAAGGCGGUGACGCCACACAAAAGAUUUCUAUAGGCUCCAGGGAGGUUACGGCCGAGGCGGCGGCGGCGGCGAGCCCGGGGGCGAGGUGCGGACGGGAAGAGGAAAAGCCUCCAGCGGCCCCUGCGGGCGGCGGCGCGGCCACGGCCGCGCUCCGAGGUGAAGCCGCGCGCGGAGAGGAAGCGGGUGUUUUCCCCGCUGCCUUUCGGCCCCCGCCCUUCCUUUCAGUUUCUCCCCGCUCGCUCGGAAGUUGGCGGUUGACAAAAAUGGCAGGAGCCGGGGCCCGGGCCGGUUGCCGCAGCGCCGCGGGGACCUUCUGAGUUGGCCCGGCCGCGGGGAGACGCGUGCGGGGGCGUCCGAUGCGCGGGGCCGGGGGCCUUGGGAGAGCUCAUCUGCUGCGGGCCCCAGACGAGGAGGCGACGGGGAUGGACUCGCGCCGACAGCCAGCGGCGGGCCGCCGGGCGCGCGGUCUGGGAGGGCGUGCCGCCGCGGCGCCGGGCCGCGCUCUGUGAACCGGCGAGGCGGGAAGGGGCCGCCGCGGCGCUCGGCACUCCCGGGCGUGGCGGGCGGGCGAAAGCUGGAGCGCGAUCGGGGCGGCCACUGUGCGCAAUCAGUGCAGGCUCCCGCCCGACUCUGACUCCGCGCGGCCGCGACAGCGGCCACACCCUCUGCCCUGCCGCCGCCGGCGCCGCUUCCCGAGAGCGGGAGGCAGGAGAUGCGCCCCGGGCGGCCGCGCGUCCCAGAGAGCCGGCCCCGGCUGCCGUCGCGGGGAAGUGCCGCCUGGCAGGGUCACGGCGCCUGAAGCCCACGUGCGCCGCCGAGCCCGAGGUGGCCUCGAGCGCGGCGGCUGACAGCAGAAGCCGCCUGAGCUGCCUCCCGCGCUCCUCCCCGAGAAAAGGAUUUUGAUUUCAAAGAAAGGAAGGAAGGACAACUCCCAGCUUCCCCGUCCCGCCCUCCGCGCUCCGAGGGCCGGGCCAGGCCAUGCCCAGGAAGGCAGCGGCGGCAGCGAACCAGCAGAAGGGACUUUCCUGGCAGCCCGGCGACGAGGAGCGCGGACAGUGAGUUUGCUCUGCCCCGGUUCAUGGUUCCUGCAAGCCCUCUAGGAGGCCGAAAGCUGCAGCCCCUCCCCUUGCCCCGAAGAACCUCCCGCGUUCGCUGGCCCUCGGGCCCACCCCGCGCCGCCCCAGAUCGCGCCGCUGCAGCCCAGUGCCCUCUGCCCGCGGCGGUGGAUGGCAUGAUGGUGCGGAGAAGGCACCGCGGCCUUGGCCAGCUGAGUCGCGACGGCCGCCGGGGCGGCGGCAGUGGCCGCGGCAGCGGCGGUGGUAGCGGGCUCCCCAGCGGCAUGCCAGUGCCCCCCGGGCGCGAUGGCUAGCGGCAGUGCUGGGAAGCCCACUGGCGAGGCGGCUUCUCCGGCUCCUGCGAGCGCCAUCGGCGGGGCGCGGAAGAGGCUGGUAUCCGUCUGCGACCACUGCAAGGGAAAGAUGCAGCUGGUGGCGGAUCUGCUGCUGCUGUCGAGCGAGGCGCGGCCCGUGCUCUUCGAGGGCCCCGCCUCCUCUGGUGCGGGCGCCGAGUCCUUCGAGCAGUGCCGAGACACCAUCAUCGCGCGCACCAAGGGGCUCUCCAUCCUCACCCAUGACGUCCAGAGCCAGCUCAACAUGGGCCGCUUCGGGGAGGCGGGGGACAGCCUGGUGGAGCUGGGCGACCUGGUGGUGUCGCUGACUGAGUGUUCGGCCCACGCGGCCUAUCUGGCUGCUGUGGCCACGCCGGGCGCGCAGCCCGCACAGCCGGGCCUGGUGGACCGCUACCGCGUGACGCGCUGCCGCCACGAGGUGGAGCAGGGCUGCGCCGUGCUGCGCGCCACGCCGCUGGCCGACAUGACGCCGCAGUUGCUGCUGGAGGUGUCGCAGGGCCUGUCGCGCAACCUCAAGUUCCUGACGGACGCGUGCGCCCUGGCCAGUGACAAGUCACGGGACCGCUUUUCGCGCGAGCAGUUCAAGCUGGGCGUCAAGUGCAUGAGCACCAGCGCGUCGGCGCUGCUGGCCUGCGUGCGCGAGGUGAAGGUGGCACCCAGCGAGCUGGCGCGCAGCCGCUGCGCGCUCUUCAGCGGGCCCCUGGUGCAGGCCGUGAGCGCCCUGGUAGGCUUCGCCACCGAGCCGCAGUUCCUGGGUCGCGCGGCAGCCGUGAGCGCCGAAGGCAAGGCGGUGCAGACCGCCAUCCUGGGAGGCGCCAUGAGCGUGGUGUCGGCCUGCGUGCUCCUGACCCAGUGCCUCAGGGAUCUGGCGCAGCACCCCGACGGGGGCGCCAAGAUGUCGGACCACAGGGAGAGGCUGAGGAACUCGGCCUGCGCCGUGUCUGAAGGCUGCACCCUGCUAUCUCAGGCUUUAAGGGAGAGGUCUUCGCCCAGGACUUUACCGCCAGUGAAUUCCAAUUCUGUGAAUUAGCACCCCCCCAUACCCCUUCUUCCACCCCAGACUAAAGGAAGAUACUCUCUGUCCCUCUCCAUUUAUACCAAAGAAAUCAUAGGUGAAACCCCCUACCCUCCCCAACGUUAAAUGCUCGAAAGGAAUCUUCCACAGGGCAGGGCCAUGCACACAACCUGCUCACGCACUGCGAGAGCCCAGGUGUGUCUGUCCACCAGCCCCCCACGCGGUAGGGACUGGAAGAUGGUGUCAUCUGCUGGCUGUGUUACCACUCCCGCCCCCUACCCCAGCCCGUCUUCCGGAAUUUCUCAACUAAAUCUUACCAUUAAUUGGGCAGGAAGGAGGUCAUGGGUUCAUUUCAUUUUCGUUGUUUUUUGUGUUUUUAAGUCAAAGAAAGGUUACCUCAGUUUUCACUCCUUAGACAUGGAUGUAGCUACCUUGUUUUGUAUGUCAUUUUUUUUAAGCAAUCGUGUUGAAUUAGGAGUAUACUUGGUGUGGAAAGAGUAUGAAUUUGCCAUGUGAUUUGCAAAUGGGGGGAAGCUACUGUGAGUGUGUGUUUUAUUUUUUAAUUUACACUAUAGAGUGAUUUUUUUUCCCCCAACGUCAAGUUUUUACCUUGCAUGUACUGGAGUAUUUAUUUCAUCUAUUAAAAUGUUAUGUUUCUCA
Sapajus apella (tufted capuchin) is the source of this 3102-nucleotide messenger RNA. RefSeq names its product talin rod domain containing 1 (gene TLNRD1). The coding region runs from base 1381 to 2457 and encodes 358 amino acids. The transcript has a single exon. Gene Ontology annotation, molecular function: actin binding. NCBI's taxonomy places the organism in Eukaryota, Metazoa, Chordata, Mammalia, Primates, Cebidae. The record is from RefSeq and is a predicted model, not a curated record.